CAGAGCUGAAUAAGGAGCUUAAUAUUUCUAACCUGUCAAGUUUAUUUACAUUGUAUUAUUGUAAUUUAAUAUUUUUAAAUCUAAAUAUUAAUGAAAAAUGAAGAAAGAACGAACGGCUGAUAAUUGCCGGCCUUUUAAAUUAGCUCAUCAAAUACUUAGUCUCACAGGCAUCAGUUUUCAACGAAAAAGUAUUAUUGGAUUUGUAGAACUAACUAUUGUUCCACUCAGAGAUAAUCUUAGGAUUAUUAAAUUAAAUGCACGACAAUGUAGGAUAUAUCGAGUGUGCUUGAACGAUAGCUUUGAAGUUCCUUUUCAAUACUUUGACCCAUUUUUAGAUAUUUGCCAAGGAGAUGGCAAACAGAGAUCUUUGGAUUUUUUCUCCAAUUUACACUUGGCAGCAGCUCAGAAAGUGGAUCCUGAUAACAAUGCAGGUGAACUGGUUAUUCAAGUACCUCCUGAUGCAGCUCAUCUUAUUGGAGAAGGAAGAAGCUUGAGAAUAGGGAUAGAAUUUUCGCUUGAACAGCCUCAAGGUGGUGUUCAUUUCGUUGUGCCUAAUUGCGAAGGAACUUUAGCUGAGAAAGGUGCACAUAUGUAUACUUAUAGUUAUGAAAAUUCAUCGAGGCUGUGGUUUCCAUGUGUUGAUAGUUUCGCUGAACCUUGUACAUGGAAGUUAGAAUUUACUGUUGACGACUCUAUGACAGCAGUGUCUUGUGGUGAUUUAGUAGAAAUUGUAUAUACUCCAGAUAUGAGAAGAAAAACUUUUCAUUAUGUUCUAAAUGUACCCGCUUGUGCUCCAAAUAUCGCAUUAGCUGUUGGACCAUUCGAAAUUUUUGUUGAUCCAUAUAUGCAUGAAGUUACGCAUUUUUGCCUUCCACAACUUCUGCCAUCCCUUAAGGUUUCCGCAAAAUACAUGCAUGAAGCAUUUGAAUUUUACGAAGAAACUUUAUCUAAUAGAUAUCCAUAUUCCUGUUAUAAACAAGUGUUCGUUGAUGAAAUUGAUGAAGAUAUCAAUGCUUAUGCUACGAUGAGUAUUUUAAAUACAAAUUUAUUACAUUCUACUCCAAUUAUCGAUCAAGUUUAUAUUACUAAAAAAGCUAUGGCUCAAGCAGUAGCUGAACAAUUUUUUGGAUGUUUUAUAUCAAUGCAAAACUGGUCAGAUUUUUGGCUUCCAAAAGGAAUUGCAACGUAUUUAACUGGAUUAUAUGCCAAAAAAUGUUUUGGAAAUAAUGAAUAUCGUGAAUGGAUUCAAUCAGAAUUACAAGAAGUAGUAAAGUAUGAAGAACAGUUUGGAGGUAUUAUAUUAGAUCCUUCUCAGCCUCCUGCACCACUUCCAAUAGCUGCAAAUACUCCAGCACCAGCACCUCGAGCUCCAGACCCUGGAUUUUACUUUCCUAUACGGAAUCUUCACACAAUGUCACCAAAGUAUAUAGAAGUACUCCGAAAAAAAGCUCAUCUUGUCAUCAGAAUGUUAGAGAAUCGAAUAGGUCAAGAACUACUGCUUCAAGUAUUCAAUAAACAGUUAUCUUUAGCAUCUAAUGCUGCUCAACAAAAAAUUGACUCAGGUUUGUGGUCUCAUAUGUUGAUCAGUACAAAUGUGUUUGCUAAAGCAAUAUUUACAGUGACUGGAAAAGAUAUGGCUGUAUUUAUUGAUCAAUGGGUUCGUACUGGAGGUCAUGCAAAAUUUAGUUUGAGUUUUGUUUUCAAUCGCAAACGUAAUACAGUCGAGUUAGAAAUCCGUCAAGAUACAACUAAUCAGCGUGGUAUCAGAAAAUAUGUCGGACCACUUUUGGUAAAUAUUCAAGAAUUGGAUGGAACAUUUAAACACACUUUACAAAUUGAAGGUACUGUAGCAAAGGCAGAUAUUACAUGUCAUAGUAAAAGUCGAAGAAAUAAAAAAAAGAAAAUUCCACUUUGUACUGGAGAAGAAGUUGAUAUGGACCUUUCUGCAAUGGACGAUUCUCCAGUGUUGUGGAUCAGAUUGGACCCGGAUAUUACUUUAAUGAGAGCAGUACAAAUAGAACAACCUGAUUAUCAAUGGCAAUAUCAGUUAAGGCACGAAAGAGAUGUAAUCGCUCAGCUAGAAGCCAUUGAAGCUCUUCAAAAUCAUCCAACACCAGCCACACGCUUGGCGUUAACUGACACCAUCGAAAAUGAGCAUUGUUAUUAUAAAGUGAGGUUGAGAGCAGCUCAUUGUCUUACGAAAGUCGCAAAUGCAAUGCUGGCAACUUGGGCCGGGCCUCCUGCAAUGUUGGCAAUAUUUAGAAAACUUUAUGGAUCAGCUUCAUGUAGAAGAAUUAUUAAACAAAAUAAUUUUUCUAAUUUUCAACAUUAUUUUUUACAAAAAACAAUUCCUGUAGCAAUGGCUGGUUUGAGAAAUGUCCACGGUAUCUGUCCUCCUGAAGUUUUAUCGUUUUUAAUGGACUUAUUUAAAUAUAAUGAUAACAGCAAAAAUAGAUAUUCUGAUAAUUAUUACCGAGCUGCUCUAAUAGAAGCUUUAGGAGCUACCGUUACUCCUGUAAUAACUGUUCAACAAGGUACUGCUAUCACUGCUGAAUCUUUAUCAGUUGACACUAAAGCUAUUCUUGAAGAAGUUACAAGACAUUUAAACUUGGAGAAACUUUUACCUUGCUAUAAAUAUACCGUCAGCGUAGCUUGUCUUAAGGUAAUUAGAAUUUUACAAAAAUUCGGCCAUCUUCCGAGUAAUUCGCAUUUAUUUAAAGCUUAUGCAGCUUAUGGUCAAUUUAUUGAUGUCAGAUUAGCUGCUUUAGAAGCUUUGGUUGACUUCACAAGAAUUGAUGGUAAAUGGGAAGAUUUGGAAUUUUUAUUAGAUAUGGCAGAAACAGAUCCGCAUCCUGGAGUUCGUCACAGAUUAGUUAGGUUGAUGGUAGAAAAUCCUCCAUUUGAAAAGUUUAAUAAACAUCGAUUAGAUCAACCAGAGUUAGUAGAUCGCAUCUGGAAUUUGAUUAAUGGAAUGUUAUCUCAUGACUCUAAAUUGAGAUGUGAUUUUGUUGAUUUAUAUUAUACGUUAUAUGGAAUUAAAAGACCUUUAUGUUUACCAAUUCCUGAACUUGCAGGUCUUAUGAAACCUAAAAAAGUUACUCCAACUUCUCCUGUCAAAGAAGAGUCUCCAAAACCAGUGAAAACUGUAAAUCAUUUAAAGCCUGAAGUGAUUGAUGUAGAAGUUCCUGGUCCUAGUGGAGUCAAAAGGAAAGCUUCUCCUACACGUGAAUCAAUUCCUGGAUCUAUAAGUACUCCAGAUCAUAACCAGGACAUUAAAAAAAUUAAACAACAAAAUCAUGAUAAUCGAGAAAUGACUGGAGAUGGUAAAGUUAAGACUGAAUAUUACAGUGACAAUUCAGCGUCACUGCCAGGGUUGAUGGGAACAGCUGGCCCUGUUGGAUUUGAACCAGGAAUGUUUAAGAAGGAACCAGAUGAGCAUAAACAAAAAGGAGAUACUUCUGGUAAAGGUAAAAAGAAGAAAAAGGACAAAAAGAAACAUAAGCAUAAGCAUAAACAUAAGCAUGAUCAUAAACAUGGUAAAGAUAAAGAGAAGAAAGAUAAAGAUAAAAAAGAUAAAGAAAAAUGCAAAGACAAAGAAAAAGAGAAAGACAAAGAUAAAGAAAAGGAUAAGGAUAAAGAAAAAGAAAAUACAAAUCUUAAAAUAAAAGAAGAAACAUUAUCAUCAACAAGUUCGACGCCAAGUCCUGAACCAUCAACUUCCAAUUAUGAAUAUCUAUAUCCUUUUCCAUUUUCAAAAUAAUUUUAAUGCUUCAUGAAAAGGAAUUAUGAAAGGCAACAAUCUAUUAUUGUACAUAUAUUUUCAAAAAUUUUUUUUAUAUUUAUUGGAAUUUUGUAAAUUUAAAAUUCUAUUG
Molecule: messenger RNA, 3872 nt
Organism: Chelonus insularis
Lineage: Eukaryota; Metazoa; Arthropoda; Insecta; Hymenoptera; Braconidae
Gene: Taf2
Product: TATA-box binding protein associated factor 2
Exons: 5
Coding region: 98-3760 (1220 amino acids)
Biological process (GO): transcription initiation at RNA polymerase II promoter
Cellular component (GO): transcription factor TFIID complex
Molecular function (GO): RNA polymerase II general transcription initiation factor activity; chromatin binding; zinc ion binding
Source: RefSeq, a predicted model, not a curated record